Molecule: messenger RNA, 622 nt
Organism: Pneumocystis murina B123
Lineage: Eukaryota; Fungi; Ascomycota; Pneumocystomycetes; Pneumocystales; Pneumocystaceae
Exons: 5
Coding region: 1-501 (166 amino acids)
Biological process (GO): riboflavin biosynthetic process; FMN biosynthetic process
Cellular component (GO): mitochondrion
Molecular function (GO): riboflavin kinase activity
Source: RefSeq, a predicted model, not a curated record
AUGGCAAAUAUGGAGAUAGAACUAGCAGAUAAUCUGGAACCAGAUUCAGGUCCUAAAUAUCCUUAUCCUAUUUAUUUAAAAGGAAAAGUGAUUAAAGGAUAUGGUAGAGGAAGAAGUGAAUUACAACUACCAACAGCAAAUAUUUCAGAAGAAGAUAUUCCAAAAUUUUUAUAUUCAAAAACGGGAAUUUAUUAUGGUUGGGGUCGAGUAAUGAAAGAGGAAAGAAAUAAUGUAUAUUUAAUGGUUAUGAGUGUAGGAUGGAAUCCAUACUACAAUAAUAAAAAAUUAUCAGCAGAAGUACAUUUUAUUCAUGAAUUUGAAUGUGAUUUUUAUGAUGAAGAAAUAAGAUUAGUAAUAAUGGGUUUUAUCAGGCCAGAACGUAAUUAUAUAUCUAAAGAAUUAUUAAUAGAAGAUAUCCAGAAAGAUAUUAUUAUAGCAAAGAAAUCGUUGGAAAGAGAAGCAUAUUCAUCAUAUAAAAAAGACAAAUUCCUAAUCUUAUAAAAAUAAGUAUGAUGUGAAUAUCAAUUUGAAUUCUUAAUAAUAUGUUGAAAAUAUUAUAUUUAUUAAUUAUCUUUACAUAAUAACCUGUUUAAUGAUUAAACUAAUAAUUACGAUAAUAUGA